AUGGCGGCGGAUCUUUCCUUACCCUUGGAGACGCUGAUAACAGCAGCCGCAAGCAAAGCAAACGGCUGGUUGGGAGAUCCCCCACCACGAGGUUAUGAUAAGCCACCAACCCCUUCCGCUCCCUCUGGUAUGGCUGUCAGAGAGAUAUAUAUACCCAGCGGGGUAACCGUUGAUAAUCAGCCAGACGUUGAUAAUCAGCCAGAAGCCAAGCUUCCCUCAUUCGAGCUUCAAAUCCUCCGGCUUAGGUGCAACAAACCCCGAGGUGGGCCAUGGACUGCUGAAGUAAAAAGCGGUGAUUACGGACGAUACGCAGCUUGUGACCCUGUACAUUCCGGAAGGGCCUGUGAUAAGCAGCAAGAGGCAAUUGACGCCGAAAGGGGCCCGUUUAAGAGCAAGCAGCGCCAAGAAUAUUUACGCAAAACAGAGCGAGAGAGAGAGGGAAGCAAACCAGAAUCCCAUCCGAGAUGUCGUGAAACGUCCCGCAUGAAAGUCGAGGUGAUGCAAAGACAGGACACCUUUUCUGCAGCUCCGGACCCAGAGGGCAAAGACACAAGCGUCACCAGCGGUUCUUAUUUUUCGGGCAGCGAAGGGCCGGGACCGCUCUAUGCCGAUAGGCGCGAGUCUGGGGGUAUGACGCCAGCGUCAAAACGGACAUUGCUCCCGCAACCUCAAAGACCAGGGGGGGAUAUGUUCGAUGUGUCUCGAGGGGCUAGAUCUACAAUCAGCGCACGAGGGAACAAAGGCGACACCCGUCGUAGCAGGCGGGAACAAGGGCUAUGUCGCCCGAGGCGGGAAAGCAGAAGACUCGCGGGCUAUACUCCCGAAUAUGAAAGGCUUUGCGGAUAA
Messenger RNA from Histoplasma capsulatum G186AR, 846 nucleotides. RefSeq lists its product as uncharacterized. The record is from RefSeq and is a predicted model, not a curated record. The transcript has 4 exons. Bases 1 to 846 code for a protein of 281 amino acids. Lineage: Eukaryota; Fungi; Ascomycota; Eurotiomycetes; Onygenales; Ajellomycetaceae.